This is a messenger RNA of Diprion similis, 3187 nucleotides long. Its product is annotated as insulin-like growth factor-binding protein complex acid labile subunit. The record is from RefSeq and is a predicted model, not a curated record. Bases 408 to 2792 code for a protein of 794 amino acids. Gene Ontology annotation, molecular function: protein binding. The transcript has 6 exons. Lineage: Eukaryota; Metazoa; Arthropoda; Insecta; Hymenoptera; Diprionidae.
AACAACCUGACACAUAUUUCAGUCGAACUACACACCGCUCGGCUAUCUUGGUGAGAUAUCUGAGCGAGUGAGCCAUCGUGCGCGCCACUUAUCAAGCACUGCGAUAAGUCGCAGAGGCACAUGUAACGUAACCGCUCCCUUGAUAUUUGAGCAGAUCAGACUAAGCGUCGUGGUGGUGUUGUCAGAGUUUUCGUUUCUGCGUUAAAUAUAUGAACCAGUUGAAACAUUUUGGGGCAUGUUGAAACAACCACUCUGAAAAAAUGUCCCUCGCUUUUCAACGAUGACGUUAUCACCAAGGUGCACCGGAUUGUUAUCGGACGAUUACUGAAUAUCAAGUGUCAAAGAGCACUAGGUGCUGCUAUGUGCAUCAUUUUUCGGACUGACCAACGGUGUAAUUCAGUUUCAAAAUGGUGAGAUAUCAACGUUUCACAAAUGGAUCGAAGAGCCCGAGUGUUACUUGGUGUGUGUUCAUAUUUUUCCUCGCCUCGUUUCGACUCGUGGUUCACGCUGGCUGCCCUGAAAGGUGUCUCUGCUUCUUGGACCAGAACCCUAGUCGCGUAGCAUGCGAAAAAAGAGGCUUGCGAGAGUUUCCUGAUAGAAUCAGUGAUUUGGUACAACAUUUGGACUUAUCCGGAAACAUUUUGCAAGAGAUACCGGAUACUUUGACGCUUCUCAGCCAACUAGAGUAUCUAAAUUUGGCCAGAAAUCGGUUGACCGAUUUGCCGGAUAAACUUUACGGGUUGGAUAAGCUGCAGAAACUUGAUCUGUCUGGUAAUGCUUUUACCUCCAUAUCUGGGCUGACAUCGAUAAGCCAUCUGACGAGCCUGAAGAUCUUGUUCUUCGGAGGAAAUCCAAUAUCUAGUCUGGACGGGUUAAUGAGCCAGUCGUUGCAUGUCUUGGACUGCAGUUACUGCGGAAUUAAAGCGUUUGCUAAUACGACUGUGAGUAAAAUGACACAACUGAGAAGUCUGAGUCUCAUGGGAAAUCCUUUGAGAACGGUGGAUAAACCCGUGAGCGAAUCACUGAAAUGGUUGGACAUGUCGGACUGUCAAAUAAACUACCUGUAUCCAGAUUCCCUCUUGAGUUUACCGAAUCUGGAGGAACUGCGACUGUCGAAUAACCCGAUGCUAGUCUUCAGCACAAGAUUCAACACUCUGACGCAUAAUAAAUUGAAAAGAUUAGAAGCUACAAGGUGCAAUUUGGAUCGACCUGGGCUUCACGGUUUCCCUCAACUAACCGUCGCGAAGUUGGGCGAAAACUUGAUCAGGUUUCUACCGGAUCAAAUAUUUGCAAAAAACACCGAAUUACGACAAAUAUGGCUAGCAGCAAAUGUUUUCGAUCAAAUUAACAAGAACGCGUUUGCUGGGCUAGUGAAAUUGGAAAUUCUGGACUUGUCUUUAAAUUCACUGCACAAUGUCCACUGGGCAGCGUUCAGAGAGAAUAUAAAUUUGCGUUUGUUGAACCUGUCUCACAAUAGUUUACUUCAGUUUCCAAACUUCACGAGUUCAACGACCAUCUUGGAUCUGUCUGACAAUUUAUUGGACGAUUUUACCAGCGACGUAUUGCUCACCAUGCCAAAACUCAAGAUUCUCUACUUGAGCAACAAUCGGGUAGACAAAAUUCCUGAUCACCUUGAAUCGCAGUCCCUCACUACUCUGUACCUUCGGCAAAACAGGGUCAUCCAAUUAACUAAUCAAACUUUUCAUCUGCUACCGGCUCUGGAAGGUAUCGAUCUGUCAGGAAACCUACUGACGGUUGCACCGACACCCUCGGUGUUCGAAGGUAAUCCAUCCUUGCAGAAGAUCCUAAUAUCUGAAAAUCCGUGGCGAUGCGAUUGCGAGCAAAUCCAUGGUAGUUACGAAUUUCUGAUCGAAAUGAAAGCUAACCCGCAGAAACUGGUUUGUAAAAAUCUCGACAACAUGUCCUACUCCACAUGGGAAGAAGCCUGCGACGAAAGGAAUGUCGGUUUUGAGCCAAAGGACAAAACGUGGGGCAUGAUUCUAAUCAGUCUAUUGACCAUGGUUAUAGUAUUCGGCAGUGUCGUGUCUCUGCGGCACGCGAUGAAAAUGAAGAGACAGGCUCACUUGGAACGCCAAGAGCUGGAAAGAGCCGAAGCCAGGGAAAGACUAAGGCUUCUACAACGACGAAACCGAAUCGAGGAAGAGAAUUUAAUGGAGCAGUCGUCGGAGCCGAGGAUCAACCCUCUGGAACUGAUCUGUCCACCGAGCUACGAGGAAGCCGUUCACAUGCCAAGACUGGCACACUCGAUGGACGCCUUGGACUCUAUAUCGAUGGAAAGCGUCCCGACGCACAUACUCGGAUCGGUGGAUAACCUGCGGUCGAAAAAGCGGCGGUCAAGGAGACCAAGGAAGAGAGCGGUCAGUGACGAGAACUUGGCGAGGAGGGAAGAGCGGCGUGAAAGCAGGCGACGGCGGAUCAGCCUCGAGAGGAAUCGGUCCACCAACGACCUCGGGGACUCGGCCCAGUCCCCACUCGAUUCCACUAACGAGCUCGCGUCAUCGAGGAACUUGCAGCAACGGCGUCCUCGUCCCAGGAGCAACUCGGACGACGACGCCGGCUCCAGGACUCGGCCACGACCUCUGACCCCAGCCGCCCGACACAAGAAGCGACGGAGCAACGCCAGGAACGGACAUUCGUCCGACGAUGAGGACUCGGACGUCCACGACGGAGUCCUGCCGACUAAGUUAGCGACGAACGGUAUCGUCAUCCAGACCCUGACCAGGGAACCGAGGAGCGGUUACAGACCGACUGAUCAGGAGAGCGACUUCUAGAACGACCGAUGGAGACGGUCCCCUUUCGGAAUUGGAAGCUCCGUCGGUAACUUGGUAAAACAGAGAACUAUUCGAGGCUCGUCGAUAACGCUGGAAACUAUCGGACUUGCGUGCUGACAAAACGCGGUCACUUUGAUCAUCUGCGGUCUCAUGUGCUUUUCGUCACGUAUCUUUGACGCAAUGGUCUUUCGGAGCGCAGACUAAACUCCUCGAGUAAUGUGUCGGGUCGCAGUGAUCCUCUCGACAGUUCUUACGUUGUGCAAAAUUUUAGGAUGCACUGCCGUGAAAGUGCUCUGAUGAUAUGCAGGCGAUGUGGAGUUGAUGGGUACCGACAUUUUCGUGUGACCAUGUAUCGGACCUGCAGUCACUUAAUCGGAGUAAUGUUGUUACAGGUU